This is a messenger RNA of Prosopis cineraria, 1512 nucleotides long. Its product is annotated as transcription factor TCP23-like. The transcript has a single exon. The record is from RefSeq and is a predicted model, not a curated record. Lineage: Eukaryota; Viridiplantae; Streptophyta; Magnoliopsida; Fabales; Fabaceae. Gene Ontology annotation, molecular function: DNA-binding transcription factor activity; sequence-specific DNA binding. Gene Ontology annotation, cellular component: nucleus. The coding region runs from base 1 to 1512 and encodes 503 amino acids.
AUGGAGCUUUCAGAAACCAGACCAAGUCAGCCCCACCACCGCCAACAACAUCGUCAGAACCAUCAGCAGUAUUUGCAGCAGCAGCAACAAAAUCAGUUACAGUUGCCUCCGUUGUCGCAGGUUGCUGUGGUCCCUUUUAAUGGAGGAAGAGGAGGUCCCUCGUCUUUCAUCAAUGUGGGCUCCACCAUCUCCAUCCAAGCUGGCCUCUCUGCUGCUACGGCUGCUUCUGCUUCUUUGUCACCUUCUCCUACUUCUUCUUCUUCGUCGUCCUCGUCAUCUUCAGCUCCGGUUAAUUCUCUCAUCGAUGCCUCUCCUGCCAUCGACAUCCCUAGAUCUGACCCUGAAUCAUCUGCUGAUCCAUCCAGGCUUCUGCUCGAUUCGAUCAGGAGACAAGAAGUUCGGCGACAGUUGUUAAUCUCUACAGGGACGGCGGCGGCAGUGGCGGCGAGGAAUGUAGGUGCGAACAGGCCGAAAACGAAGGACAGACACACCAAGGUUGAUGGUCGUGGCCGGAGAAUUAGAAUUCCGGCAGGCUGUGCGUCUAGGGUUUUUCAGUUAACCAAGGAGCUGGGUCUGAAGUCCGACGGAGAGACGAUCGAGUGGCUUCUGCAGCACGCGGAGCCGGCAAUCAUGGCCACCACUGGCACCGGCACGUUGUCCUCAAACUUCUCAACUCUCAACCCGUCGCAUCGGAGUGGUGGGUCCACUUUCUCGGCUCCGCCGACGAGGUUUGCUCCGAAUACAUUUCAUGGAGUUGUAGCACCCUCUGCUAAUUAUCAGCCUUUCGAAGAACUGUAUCCGCGUUCUACUUUGUUAGGGUUAAUGCAGCAAUAUCAACCUCAGCAACAAGACGACCAAAUUCAUCUAUUGACCGCCGGUCAAAUUCCAGAAGAGCUACCAGGUGCCGCCGGCGGAGCAGUGAACGUCGGAGAAUCCACUGAAGAUUAUACGAGAAAACGUUUCCGAGAAGACUCUAUCCAAGAACAAAUACAACAACGCGUGGAUGUUGACUCGCAAUUUCAGAAGCAACCACAACAGCUGCUGCAAAAAGGACCUUCGACUUUGAACGUCCUUCGUCCACCUACCAAUUUCCUCCGCACCCCAAUGUGGGCGGUGGCGCCAUCUGAUCCCGGCGGCGGCUCUGUCGGUAGCACAUUUUGGAUGCAAAGCAGCUGGAGUGGAGGUACUGGUGUCGCCGCCACAGACAGCGUCAGUUAUGGAUCAUUUCCGACGGCACAGACUGGUGGUUGUGGAAGCAUGAAUCAGUUUCAAGGCUCGCCGCAAUUCAGUUAUCCCCAUGGAAAUGUCGAAUUUCGAGGUGGUGGGAGUGGCGGAGGUCGUCUGCAACUGGCACCGACGUCGUCGUUUUUGCUGCCUCCUCAGGCUCAGAUGAUGGAUCAGUCCGACGUGGCUGCAUUGAAUGCUGCGUUUCCUAGUGUUUGUUUUGAGAAUGUGAAUUCACCAGACGACCUUCAUCAUCUUUAUCCUCAAGCUGAUGAUAAUGGAGAAUAA